AGGUUGGUAGGUAUCCGUAGGCAGGUAGAUGUUCGUAAAGAGUAUGGAAUAUGGAGCCAAAGCUGGCUGGCGAUAGGCGAGAGAAGAAGAAAGAAUGGGGGGCGCGCCCGGUAGAUUGGUUACAUGGCCCUGCCUGUCAGUCAAGCUGUGAUGGGAUACGACAGGGUGAGGUCAGGGAGACACUCCAAGGUACCUCCCUGUAGAACUACAGAAGGCACGUCAGGCCUUUGGAUUAGAGACGGAUCCAUCCAACCAGUUCGUUUCGUGGCGGGCACAAGCGAAGAAAGGCUGGUCUGGUCUGGUCAUUAUGGGGAGGAAGGAGUCUGGGGGUGUUUUCAGGAAUCGUAUGGACGGUGGGUUCGGGGCUUCCCAAGGGCCAAGGCCGGGCCAAGGAAGGGAGACGAGCUGGACCAAUACCGAGGGAGGAGGAGAAACAAGAAGGGAAAGAGAGAAAAGAAAGAAAAAGAAAAAACGGCACAAAAAUCGAGUGGCUGGAAAGAACAAACUUCCCUCAGGCACACACACACAGAGAGACUGACCAGUAUUUUGUACUGCGUUGGAUUCCUAUUCUCCCAAACCUUACUUGGUGUUGGUUCCCUUCACUUAGUCGUCUUUCUAAAAGGUUUCAUUCAAGCCAAGGGGAAAAAACUUGCUUCCACUUUGUAAUUUUGAAGUAAAUGAAUAAACAUAUACACAAAUUGUGUUUGGACUCUUUCCUUCUCUUCUUGCAGGUGCAUUUGUCCCGUGAUACCCUCCCUACCUGUGCACCAACUCUGCAGGGAAGGUGUGUGUAGCCAGCAGCAGUAGCUCCGCCAGGGGGGCUCAAAUAAGGAACAUACCCACCACCAGAGUGUCCUCUAUCGGCUCUGGAGCGCCCUACACUGACCGAUGGCGGCCAGCCAAAGUGGGGC
This is a messenger RNA of Colletotrichum navitas, 911 nucleotides long. RefSeq lists its product as uncharacterized. Bases 124 to 666 code for a protein of 180 amino acids. The transcript has a single exon. NCBI's taxonomy places the organism in Eukaryota, Fungi, Ascomycota, Sordariomycetes, Glomerellales, Glomerellaceae. The record is from RefSeq and is a predicted model, not a curated record.